Rattus norvegicus (Norway rat) is the source of this 939-nucleotide messenger RNA. RefSeq names its product olfactory receptor family 1 subfamily E member 20B (gene Or1e20b). The transcript has a single exon. Gene Ontology annotation, molecular function: olfactory receptor activity; G protein-coupled receptor activity. Gene Ontology annotation, cellular component: membrane; plasma membrane. Gene Ontology annotation, biological process: G protein-coupled receptor signaling pathway; detection of chemical stimulus involved in sensory perception of smell; signal transduction. The record is from RefSeq and is marked reviewed. NCBI's taxonomy places the organism in Eukaryota, Metazoa, Chordata, Mammalia, Rodentia, Muridae. The coding region runs from base 1 to 939 and encodes 312 amino acids.
AUGGUAAUGAACAACCAAACUGUCAUCACCCAAUUCCUCCUAUUGGGACUGCCCAUCCCCCCAGAGCACCAGCAACUGUUCUAUGCCCUGUUACUGGCCAUGUACCUCACCACUGUCCUGGGGAACCUCAUCAUCAUCAUCCUCAUUCACCUGGAUUCCCAUCUCCACACACCGAUGUACUUGUUUCUCAGCAACUUAUCCUUCUCUGACCUCUGCUUUUCCUCUGUCACGAUGCCCAAAUUGCUGCAGAACAUGCAAAGCCAGGAUACAUCAAUCACCUAUGUGGGUUGUCUGACACAAAUGUACUUUUUCCUGCUUUUUGGAAGCCUGGAGAUCUUCCUUCUUGUAGUCUUGGCCUAUGACCGCUAUGUGGCCAUCUGUUUACCCCUUCAAUAUUCCAGCAUCAUGAGUCCCAAUCUCUGUGUGUGUCUGGUAGUACUCUCCUGGGUAUUUACUGUAUUAUACUCCCUGUUGCAUACCCUACUCUUGACUAGACUGUCAUUCUGUGAGGAUAACUUAAUCCGCCACUUUUUCUGUGACAUAACUGCCCUGUUUAAGUUGGCCUGCUCUGACAUUUAUAUUAAUGAAUUAACAGUAUUUAUCUUGGGAGGGCUUGUCAGUGUCACCUCAUUCUUACUCAUCAUUGUAUUCUAUAUACAAAUUGUCUCCUCAAUCUUAAGGAUUUCUUCUACUAGGGUAAUCCACAAGGUUUUCUCCACCUGUGGCUCCCACUUAUCUGUGGUCUCAUUGUUCUAUGGGACAAUUAUUGGUCUGUACUUUUGUCCAUCAUCUAAUAUCUCGACAGUGAAGGAGACCGGAAUGGCCCUUAUGUACACAGUUGUGACUCCCAUGCUGAACCCCUUCAUCUACACCCUGAGAAACAGAGAUAUGAAAGAUGCGCUGAUAAGAGUUCUUUUCAAGAAGAAAAUCUCUUUAUAA